Molecule: messenger RNA, 1233 nt
Organism: Drepanopeziza brunnea f. sp. 'multigermtubi' MB_m1
Lineage: Eukaryota; Fungi; Ascomycota; Leotiomycetes; Helotiales; Drepanopezizaceae
Biological process (GO): ubiquinone biosynthetic process
Cellular component (GO): mitochondrion
Molecular function (GO): oxidoreductase activity; FAD binding
Source: RefSeq, a predicted model, not a curated record
AUGGUUGCUGACGCCGAGAAGGUCAUCAUCGUUGGUGCAGGUCCGGCCGGUCUUCUACUGGGACUCAUGCUCUCCAAGAAGGGAAUUCCGGUACGGGUGUUGGACGCAGCUGAGGCGCUUGACACCCAGCCUCGAGCAACACAUUACCAAGCUCCUGCGGUCCACGAGUUGAAUCGCGCCGGGGUCUUGGAAGAGGUGCAGGCGCAGGGCUUCCUCCCCAAGACCGUCUGCUGGCGCAAGCUGGACGGCGAAGUGAUUGCCACGCUCAGCAGCGAGGGAAUGGAUCUCCCAGAAGCAGACAAGAUGCACUGCCUCCCUCUCGAUCGACUGGGUAAGAUCCUGCAAAGUCACCUGUUGCAGCAAAAGACCGCGAAGAUCCUCUGGAACCAUAAGGUCACGGGUAUCAGUCAGACGGAUGAGAAAGCAUUUGUCGACGUGGAGACUCCCGAUGGGCCGCAGAAGCUCGAAGCCGACUAUAUCAUCGGUUGCGAUGGCGCAAGUAGCCAGAUCCGAAGAUCGCUCUUCGGAGACUGGGAGUUUCCAGGCCGGACUUGGGAUGAGCAGAUUGUGGCAACCAAUACCUACUACCCAUUCGACAAGUUUGGUUACAAGGAAUCGAACUUUAUCAUUCAUCCUGAGCACUGGCACAUGGCCGCAAAAAUCUCCAACGACGGCCUCUGGAGAGUAACAUACGGGGAGAUCCCCGGCCUCACGAGAGAGGAGUUACUCGCACGCCAGCCAGAGAAAUUCAAGAAAAUCCUGCCAGGCUACUCAGGACCCGACUGCUACAAACUGGCAAGCAUCAGUCCUUACAGGGUGCAUCAACGACUAGCGAAACAGAUGGUCGUCGGCCGCUUCAUUCUCGCCGCCGACGCCGCGCAUCUGUGUAACCCAUUCGGCGGUCUGGGCCUCACGGGCGGAAUCGUAGAUGUGGGCGGGCUGUACGACUGCCUGGUUGGCAUCUACGAGCGCCAAGCCGACCCAUCCAUCCUGGCGAGGUACGACGAGAUCCGCCGCGAGAAGUACACCACGUUUGUGGAUCCUAUGUCGACCGCGAACCUGCGACUCCUCUUCGAGACCGAUCCCGACGCGGCGCUCGAGAGCAGCGAGUUCCUGAAGAUGUGUAAGCGCGCCGAGACGGAUCGCGCGUUCGCGAAGGAGUUGCAGAUGGGGAUCAAGGCGUUGCAGCAUGACUUUACGGCGGAAUACGGGAAGGCGGUUUCGCUGUUGUAG